CCGCGGGGAAGGAGAGCGGGUGGCAAGGAGACUCCGGGCUGGGGUCGCGGCGGUGAUCUGGAAGCAUCUGAUUCUCUGUGGCGUCUGGAUCGCGAGCGGAGUCGGCUCGUCUCACCGAGGGUUCCCGGGACAGGACAGGGUUCUGUGGGUUUUGUUUUAGGAGCGGGGGUGUGAGGAGAAUGGACAGAAUAGUGACUGGGACGUUAAUUGGAGCUUUCCGGAUUCGAAAAGCACACACUCUAUCUUCGGUCGCUCAAUUAGUCUCUCUGCAUUUUUGAAUUUUCAGCUUUGAAACCGGCCAGAGUAUUUGGCAGAAUUUGACCGAAUUCAGGUGUGAGGAUUAGAUCUAGAUGCCUUUUAAUUAGGGCACGCAGUUCAGCCUGUUUUUACGAUGGGAUUUCUGAAGAUCUGUGUACUUAGAAGAAAUGCAUGCACUGCUCUUUGCUUCUGGAGAAACCAAAUUGUAGAGAAACCUUUGGUUAGAAAGAUUACUACUACCUCAGCAAGGAGCACCGUCAUGCCCGCUUGGGUGAUAGAUAAAUAUGGGAAUAAUGAAGUGCUUCGAUUUACUCAGAACAUGAUGAUACCAAUGAUACACUAUCCAAAUGAAGUCGUUAUCAAAGUUCACGCUGCGAGUAUAAACCCUAUAGAUGUUAAUAUGAGAAGUGGUUAUGGAGCUACAGCUUUAAAUAUGAAACGUGAUCCUUUACAUAUUAGAAUCAAAGGAGAAGAAUUUCCCCUGACUCUGGGUCGGGAUGUGUCUGGUGUGGUGAUGGAGUGUGGACUUGACGUGAAGUACUUCAAGCCUGGAGAUGAGGUCUGGGCUGCAGUUCCUCCCUGGAAACAAGGCACCCUCUCAGAGUUUGUUGUAGUCAGUGGGAAUGAGGUCUCUCACAAGCCCAAAUCACUGACUCAUACUCAAGCUGCUUCUUUGCCAUAUGUGGCCCUUACAGCCUGGUCUGCCAUAAACAAAGUUGGCGGCCUCAAUGACAAGAAUUGCAGAGGAAAACGUGUUUUAAUCUUGGGUGCUUCAGGCGGAGUUGGUACUUUUGCUAUACAGGUAAUGAAAGCAUGGGAUGCUCACGUGACAGCAGUUUGCUCUCAGGAUGCCAGUGAACUUGUCAGGAAGCUUGGGGCAGAUGAUGUAAUCGAUUACAAAUCUGGAAAUAUGGAAGAGCAGUUGAAAUCCUUCAAGCCGUUUGAUUUUAUCCUCGACAAUGUUGGUGGAUCCACCGAAACAUGGGCUCUAAAUUUUCUCAAGAAGUGGUCAGGAGCCACAUAUGUGACUUUGGUGACUCCUUUCCUCCUGAACAUGGACCGGUUGGGCAUAGCAGACGGCAUGUUGCAGACAGGCGUCACCGUGGGUUCGAAGACGCUCAAGCAUUUCUGGCAAGGAGUCCAUUACCGCUGGGCCUUUUUCAUGGCCAGUGGUCCAUAUCUGGAUGACAUUGCAGAACUGGUGGAUGCAGGAAAGGUGCCUGCUUCGUGUACCUGCUCUGCCUUAGUGCCUGGCACUUAGAAGGCAGACACUUCAUCGUUGUGCAGUGGAUGGAUUCAACCAGUUAUUGAAAAAACCUUUCCAUUUUCUAAAGUCCCAGAAGCCUUUCUGAAGGUAGAAAGAGGCCACGCACGAGGAAAGACCGUCAUUAAGGUCGUUUAAAUAAACACUCAGUUUGGCGAU
This is a messenger RNA of Phacochoerus africanus (Common warthog), 1681 nucleotides long. RefSeq names its product reticulon 4 interacting protein 1 (gene RTN4IP1). The record is from RefSeq and is a predicted model, not a curated record. The transcript has 10 exons. Bases 392 to 1519 code for a protein of 375 amino acids. Gene Ontology annotation, cellular component: mitochondrion. NCBI's taxonomy places the organism in Eukaryota, Metazoa, Chordata, Mammalia, Artiodactyla, Suidae. Gene Ontology annotation, molecular function: oxidoreductase activity; zinc ion binding.